This is a messenger RNA of Heterobasidion irregulare TC 32-1, 2510 nucleotides long. RefSeq lists its product as uncharacterized. Gene Ontology annotation, molecular function: ATP binding; ATP hydrolysis activity. Bases 1 to 1500 code for a protein of 499 amino acids. The record is from RefSeq and is a predicted model, not a curated record. The transcript has 20 exons. Gene Ontology annotation, biological process: proteolysis; protein catabolic process. Gene Ontology annotation, cellular component: mitochondrial matrix. Lineage: Eukaryota; Fungi; Basidiomycota; Agaricomycetes; Russulales; Bondarzewiaceae.
AUGGCAUUUCGUUCGCGAUCACUUCGCCUACUCACUCGAUCUAUUCGCACUCAAGCUCAGUAUGACUAUGCACCUAAACCUGACUACAAUGAAUACAUCCAUGCGGGAUCAGAAGGUUUGGCCACCCCACGUCAGCUGGUGCAGUAUCUAGAUGAAUAUGUAGUCGGUCAGAAGAAUGCGAAAAAGGUCCUUUCAGUGGCUGUUUUUAAUCACUACAACCGCGUCCGUGCGAACUUAAGAGCGUUAGAGAACGCAGAGGCAUAUCAUGGACAUUGGGGUGAGGAAGAAGAAGAUACGCAAUCGGGUAUACUUUCUGCGCACGUACAACCUCAUCCGCAACGACUCCCACCGACUUCUGCAAUGCCCAUACAGCCUCACUUCACGGCACCUCUUCUCGAGAAGAGUAAUGUUCUUGUCAUGCACGUCGGGCCAACUGGAUCUGGCAAGACGCUAUUGGCUCGAACACUUGCUAAGGUGCUUGACGUGCCCUUUUCCGUCAGCGACGCCACGUCCUUUACACAAGUGAGUGUCUACAUCGGAGAAGACGUUGACGUGUGCAUACAACGAUUACUACAAUCCGCGAACUGGGAUCCUCACCGAGCCAGUAUGGGUAUCGUGUAUAUCGACGAAGUAGACAAGAUCGCACGAAAAGCUGGAUCUGGUGGAUUGGAAGGAUCACGCGAUGUCGCAGGCGAAGGUGUACAACAGGCCCUCCUCCGGAUUUUGGAAGGCUCGGUCGUCACUGUACCAGCAAAAGGGGCAGCAGUUGAAGGCCCCGGCGUUGCUAGCAGUGAAGGCCGUUCGCGAUCGGCUAGCCGAGCCAUUCCUUCUAAUCCUGCGAAGGCGGCCAAGCCAGACAUAUUUCAGAUUGACACAUCCAAUGUGUUGUUCAUUCUCAGUGGUGCAUUUGUAGGAUUGGAGACGAUUAUCAAAAGACGAGUGGCCAAAGGAUCAAUUGGCUUUGCAGCCACACUCAAUGCCCCGUCCGAAGACACUACCCCAGGAUUUAUGCCAUUUUUUACAUCUAACAGGCGGGUAUCUCCCAACCUCUUUGAACUGGUGGAACCAGCAGAUUUGAUACAAUACAGAUUUAUUCCCGAAUUUAUUUCCCGUCUGCCUUCCUUGACAACACUUUCGCCUCUCACCCCCGCUGACCUUCGCCGAAUCCUCACCGAAGUUCGGGGCUCUCUCAUAUCUCAAUACUCUGCUCUGUUUGGCUACUCGGGUGUGGAAAUCCGAUUUACGACGGGAGCCUUGAAUGCGAUUUGUCAAAAGGCUGCCGAACGUGGAGGUGGCGCUCGCGGCUUGAGGGGUAUCAUGGAAAAACUGUUGUUAGAACCUAUGUACGAAGUACCCGGAUCAAAUGUUCGACAUAUCCUCAUCAAUGAAGCCGUGGUCCAAGGAAAAUCGUCUGCUCUUUACUGGUCCGAAGGGGAUGGCACUAGAUUCUGGGCGGCUUGGGCCGAUGAAGAGUCAACUAUGGGGAAGGCAGCUGCUUGAUGUGGCAUCUGUGUUUCUAGACAUGUAUAGCGCCGUGCCUGGGCAAGACAAGAUAACAGCGCAGAUUGUGCAGCGCAAAAGUAUACAACGCCUACACCGAAUCGAGGUCAAUGAUACAUUGGAAUUUGACGACGUCGUGUACGAUAACUAAAACAAUGCUGCGGCUGGAAAUCUUUGUAUGAAGACAUGCUCACAUAGUGUUCUAAGGUUUGGUGGUAUGAAGACACUAUAUACGGUCGUGGUGGAACAGAUGGAAUGACAUGAGAAACUGCCGCAACAUCUUUAUGCAUCCCCUUUCUUCUCCUCUGCUGAUCCUUCGACAGCAUCGGCCGCAGGUUCUUCUUUAGCUUCUUCCUUAACUUCUUCCUCAACUUCUUCCUCAACUUCUUCCUUGGCCUCGUCGCCCUCUGCAGACUUGGCUUCAAGGGCAGGGGGGUCAGAGGGAGCGGGAGCAGAAGGAGCAGAUGCAGCUGUAAGUUUAACAUUGGUUUGCUGUGCUUCCUCAAAUGCUGUCUUGAAUUGUGUUGCAUUUUCAGUAUUGGCAAACCGGAUUGCGAGGGUCUCAGAGGUAGGUGGGUCCUCAGAGUAGUCGGCAAGUACCUUCCACACCCAGCUCCGAUCAGAUCCAAUAUUCGGCUGCAGCUUCAUAGAAGCAGAGAUGAGGUGGUUCGCGCAGACUUUCAGCGUCUUAUCACGCCGCAUCACCAACCUGACUUUCUGAGUCUGCUUGUGCUGUAACAACCGCACCUCGCCAGUGCCUCUUUCUUUCCACUCCUGAGAGGUGUUCUCGAACCUGAAGAGCUUGGCACGCAUCUUGAAGAUGGCCGUUUCAUCUUCUUCGUUGGUCUUUAUCUCUACCUGUUCUGUGAGCUUGAUGACAGGCUCAAAAUGAGGAUCAUUCUCGUCUUCCUGCUUGGGAACGAGAGGGUUUUCGCUGGAAUCAGCCAUGAUUAUGUCCGUGAAGAAUAACGUUGAGUGAGAAGACAAUAGAGAAUGGGAGAAGAGCCGUC